This is a messenger RNA of Diatraea saccharalis (sugarcane borer), 1589 nucleotides long. Lineage: Eukaryota; Metazoa; Arthropoda; Insecta; Lepidoptera; Crambidae. The record is from the annotation of a GenBank genome assembly.
UGCUUAAGAAACAAUUAAUUAGAACAUUUUAUUUGUUUACAUUCACGACAUAAGCGAAUAAUUGAGAUGAUAACUAUCCAGUAAGUUAGACCAAAAUACGACUACAUGUGAAAUUUGAUAGAAAUCGGUUCAACAGUUUUGGAGUUUAUUGGCAACAUACAUCGUGACACAAAAUUUUUAUAUAUAUAUAGUUUUAUCUAUUUAAAUAUGUAUUUGAUUAUGUAUAUUAAUUCAUGAUGUUUAUUUAUGUUUAGGAUAUUAUAAUGAAGUAAGAUAUUAUAAAUAUUUGUCUAAUACAGCUGAUCUUUUCGCACCGCCUCAUAUACUAUCUGUAUACAAUACUACGGUUGAUUAGUAGAGAAUGCCUAAUGGAAUUAAGUCCGCCAUUUGUACUGUGUGCAAAAAAGUUUAAAUAAAAAAUAAUAAUAAUAAUAAAUAUUAUUCUUUUAGAUUCAAUCAUGUCGCGCAGACUCGCAAAGCGAUACCUGACCGAAUCCGAUGGAGACGGCAACCCUCUGCCAGCGGACACACAAGCUAUAGCGGAAGAAGAGCUUCGGGAAACAAAAAACGCUCGCACACAAGCACUGACAGCCCUGCGCAACUGGAUGGAGCAGAACCCUAAAUUUAUGGCUGUCAGGAUUGACUCCAAUUUCCUUCUUCGUUUUCUCCGGGUGAAAAAGUUCAGUGUCCCAAUGGCUCAAGAGGCGAUCGAGCGCUACAUCCUAUUACGGCAGUCAUGGGGCAUCGCCUUCAAUCAACUCGAUCAUACCCUCCCAACAAUGAUGGAGUUAAUCGACUUGGGGUACAUAUUCGUGAGUCCAUUCAAAGACAAACGCGGUCGUCGUGUGGUGGUGUACAGACCUGGAGUGUUCGAUCCAUACAAGUACACAAACCAAGACAUGUGCCGCGUGAUGGGCAUCUGUUACGAGACUUUACUGGAGGACGAGGAGACACAGGUUAGAGGGUUGGUGCACUUCGCAGACGGCAGCGGGGUCAGCUUCCCACUUCUCACACUUUUUACACCCAAAGAGGCCGUCAGGAUUGUCAAAAAUGGAGAACGUACUUUGCCGCUACGACACAAAGAGAUCUACGGAAUUAACGUACACCCUACGGUGAAAUUCGCUCUCGAUUUUGGCAUGUCGCUUAUCUCAGACAAGAUCCGCAAGCGCGUGCGACUGUACAGUUCACCGGAUGAUGUCGAGAUCGACAAGAAGUUAUUGCCGCAGGAAUAUGGCGGCGAAAUGCCAAUGAAAGAAAUGAUCGAGCUGUGGAAAGUAGAAUUGGCCAGCAAACGCGACAUUUUGUUGUUAAACGACAAAAUGGCGGUCCGUUUAGAGAUGUACAGCGAAGCGGCGAGGGAGGGCGCUGUGUCCGCGUUACGGGCGGGCGCUAACACGUGCGCUGGCGCUGACGCCGUCGGCGACGCCAUGCGUGGACUCACCGGCAACUUUAGAAAACUAGAAGUAGACUAGGACUGACUGUUUUAUUUUUAAUUAAUACUUAGCCGGUCUAGGGUAACUAGAAUAAACGAACUGAGCCUAUUUUAAUUUUUAAGUUAAUUUUAGACACCAUUAUGUACAAACGUGAAG